GCCAUCCGUUUCCCACUGCGCUAUGCAGCUGUACUCACAGGUCCUCGUGUGGCAUUGGUUGGGGUUGUGCUGGGCAUGCGGAGUGCUGUCAUCACAGCUGCUCCCUCCUUGAACCUAUUGAAAUUUGACUACUGCCGCCCUGGGGCACUCUCCCAUGCUUACUGUCUUCACCAGGACAUGAUCCGCCUGGCCUGCUCUGACACACGCUUCAACAGACUCUAUGGACUGUGUAUGAUUGUGCUGACCAUGGGCUCUGAUGUCCUUUUUAUCCUGCUCUCCUACACUACCAUCCUCCGCACCGUGCUGGCCAUUGCCUCUGCAGGGGAGCGACUCAAGGCCCUUAACACCUGUGUCUCCCAUAUUUUGGCCGUGCUCUGCUUCUAUGUGCCUGUGUUGGGCCUGUCCAUUGUGCACAGAUUUGGGCGCCACACCUCACCCCUGGUGCACAUCCUCAUGGGGACUGUCUCUGUGCUCUUCCCACCCCUGAUGAACCCUGUAAUCUACAGCAUCAAGACCCAGCAGAUCCGAAGGGCCAUUCUCAAGGUGAUUUCACUGGGAAAGAUACAAUGA
Tupaia belangeri chinensis (Chinese tree shrew) is the source of this 570-nucleotide messenger RNA. Its product is annotated as olfactory receptor 51L1. The annotation marks the transcript as partial. The record is from RefSeq and is a predicted model, not a curated record. Gene Ontology annotation, molecular function: olfactory receptor activity. The transcript has a single exon. Lineage: Eukaryota; Metazoa; Chordata; Mammalia; Scandentia; Tupaiidae. Gene Ontology annotation, biological process: G protein-coupled receptor signaling pathway. Gene Ontology annotation, cellular component: plasma membrane.